UACCACCACUCGAAAAAGGUUGUUACACUUUGGAUAUUCCCAUUUCUGUUAGUCUGGCAGGCAUCGAGUGAGAUUUUCAUGUUUUAAUGAAUAAACAUUUCUUAGGAAUUUCACCAUGCUACUUGGUGUUGCGUUCCUGGUAGUUAUCCGCUUCAUCUAUGCUAAGGCGGGGGACUCGCAUCCCGCAACCGUAGUUGGGGGCGACGUCACUCUACCGUGUUCCCUCGGACCCGGCCACAGUGCCAUGGACAUGACGAUAGAGUGGCGAAAAUCAGAGCAGGAUAAAGGUCCAUAUGUACACGUUCGCCGGGGCAACAAAGACGAGACUGAUGAACAGAUACCGUCCUACAAUGGCAGGACCGCACUGUAUGGAACAGAUGAGUUGAGGAAAGGCAACAUUUCCCUGAAACUCUCCCGGGUUAAACUGUCGGAUGCAGGAAAUUACACAUGCUUUUUCAAUCGUAGCAAGGUGACUACAACCCGUCUCACUGUUGUUACAGCAUCUCCGGUGAUCUCGGUAUUGGGAGCCAGUGACGGGAAGGUGCGUCUACAGUGUGAGGCUACAACAUGGUACAAAGACGCUAAUGUAGAGUGGUGGGAUGGUGAGGGAGACGAACUCACCCCUGAGAAGGAACCAGAAAUAGUCUCUAAAGAUAACAAACACUACGUGAAAAGCUAUCUGACGGUACCAGAAAACAAGACGGAUGAAACCUUCACCUGCCGAGUUUAUCAAGCCAACAAGACUGCCCAAGCUCGAUCAGAAAAACUUAAAAGUGAUACAUUUUCAGGUGGUUAUAUAGCCUCAAUAACUAUAGCUGUUAUUGGAGGUCCGUUUGGUUUCUUUGUUGUAGGUUGGUUGGUUUGCCGUCAUUGUCAACAAGCAAGAAAUAGUGUGGCAAACACCAGCACAGCUCUAAACAGAAUACCCUUAACGUCUCUGGACCAAUAAGAACAGCGUACAAAGUAGUACUGUGUCAGCUUCAAACAUUUUUAAUCGACAACAACAUUUUUGACAUAUUUCAAUCUGGCUUUAGAAAAUGUCAUUCUACUGAAACGGCUCUUGUUAAAGUGCUGAAUGACAUCUUCUUGGCCACUGACUCUGGAGACUCAGUAGCACUGGUACUAGUAUUGGUAAAUCAAGUUGUGAAGGCAAGCUUUUACCAACUCCGAACCUUGGUUAAAAUGAAGUCCUUCCUCUCUUUCGCAAAUUUUGAAAAAGUUAUAUAUGGUUUUAUCACUUCUGGACUAUUGUAACUCGCUGUAUUUGGGGAUCAGUCAAUCAUCCAUUAACCGCCUUCAGGUAGUCCAAAAUGCUGCUGCCAGAGUAUAUAAGAAACUGUGACAUCAAUCCCAUGACACGCAUACACACAUACACAUUGUGACAUCACUUGCACUGUUUAAAAGACACAUAUCUUGACAGCAUUUAUACUGUAAAACUGGACCAUUAGCUUCAAUAAAUACUAGAAUGUAAGUUAAAAGAUAAAAAAAUAAAAAAAUACUUCACUAUGUUAUGUCUAUGUUAACACUCAGGUUAUAUCAUUGUUUUAUAUUCGUAUGGUUUUAAUUGUGAUGAUGAUUAAUCCUGAACUGACCUUAGUCUGUUGUGGUCAGAAAAAAACAAUGACAGACAUUUAAAAAAUGAAGCAGUGAAUGAUUCAUGAUGUGCUGCAUACAAAUCAGUUAUAUACAGUAUAUAUAAUAUUUUGUGAUUUUAUAUCAGAUUUUAUAUCUGUGAUUCUAACUGGUGAUGGUGAUGACUGAGUAAAUUUGUGCAUUUUAACAUGAAGAUCGUACAGUCUUGUGAUGAGAUUUCAAACUCAGGUUGUAUCAUUUUUAUAUAUGUGUGGUUUUGUGGUGAUGGUGAUGAUGAUGAGGAAUGUUACUAUGACAAUACUGUAACAUUACUGCACUGAUAUAAAUGUGUGCAUUGUAAGACAUUACAUGUACAUUUCUACAUUAUUAUCUAAUAUAUGAACAGUGAUUCUUUAAUACAUGAAUGUAAAAAAAAUAUGAACUUCUAGGAUAUAUACAUUGAUUUAAUUAACAGUUUCAAUCUUUUUUUAUACUAAGGAACACGAAAGCAAUGUAUACAUUUUUUUUUGUGAUGUAAAAGUUUCAACAUGUCUUGUUUUGACUAUGAUGAAUAAAAGUAGGAUGUGAACCAGA
Messenger RNA from Osmerus eperlanus (European smelt), 2166 nucleotides. RefSeq names its product butyrophilin-like protein 2. Gene Ontology annotation, cellular component: external side of plasma membrane. The transcript has 6 exons. Gene Ontology annotation, biological process: T cell receptor signaling pathway; regulation of cytokine production. Gene Ontology annotation, molecular function: signaling receptor binding. The coding region runs from base 116 to 949 and encodes 277 amino acids. The record is from RefSeq and is a predicted model, not a curated record. NCBI's taxonomy places the organism in Eukaryota, Metazoa, Chordata, Actinopteri, Osmeriformes, Osmeridae.